This is a messenger RNA of Tarenaya hassleriana, 4330 nucleotides long. RefSeq lists its product as uncharacterized. The coding region runs from base 198 to 4136 and encodes 1312 amino acids. The record is from RefSeq and is a predicted model, not a curated record. The transcript is spliced from 5 exons. NCBI's taxonomy places the organism in Eukaryota, Viridiplantae, Streptophyta, Magnoliopsida, Brassicales, Cleomaceae.
UUUCUCAAGCUUGGCCUCAGUUUUUUCGUCACUCCUCUCUCUCUCUCUCUCUCGUUUUCUCUUCUCCAGUAUUUUCCCGGAAACUGUCACUCAGCCCUUUUCGUCUUCGGAUCGCUCUCUCUGAUUCUCUGGUGAAGUAGCGAGACAUCGUGGAAGUGAAGGGUGGGCAAACUGUGCCUGGGAACCAAGAGACUCAGAUGAGACCGUCUUCCUGGCAGUGUAGUGAUUUCAAUGCAGGCAUCAUUCCGAUCAAGAAAAGGAAGUUCCUUUUCCGGCCCCCUGCUGAAGAAGUUUCUUCCACACUGUCUGACAACAGUUGUCAACUUAAUGACCAAAGUGGUUGUGGUGAUGCGAAGAGUGUUCCUUGUUCAUUAGAUGUGAAUGAGAACAUGGAAAAGACACUGCCCGAAGAGAAGAGAGGAUCUUGUGUCACUGCUGAUGUAACAGAUCAAACAAUCACUGACCAGAUUACUACAACCUUGAGCUCUGGAGAACUGCGCUCUUUGAUUCAGCCUAAGUUUAUUGGAAAUGUUGGGAAGAUAGAGAAGCUUGGUGAUGUUAAAUCUGCUCAUUUCAGCUUCAAUUCUUCAAAAGAGGAAAUGAAACUAUCAGAUACUGAGAAUAUGGUGCGAGGGCUUGUGGGUCAGCCUAAAGUAAAAACUGAGGCAGACUUACCAGUUUCUUCCAUUACUUUUAGAGAGGUCGAGAAAAGAGAGCAGCUUGUUAAGCUUCCUGAUUCUAACACUGUCAGUAGUUCAGUCCAACCCUUUUCUUCAGCGAAGUUACCAAACAAAGAGAAGCUUGUGGAGGUUGAAAGCUCUGGUGUAGUUGUCAGUUUAGGACAAAAUGGGAUGAGAAUAGAUCUAACUGGUCAUUCUAUGCAUGGCAUAAUUGAGGAGACAUGUGGGAGGAAAAAUGUCGGCAGAGAAUGUCAAGCUGAACUAUCGUCUGGUUCUGGUACUGCUAAGUUAUCUCUGGGUUGUAAAACUGGUAAUAAUAUUCAGUACGGGGAGGUAGAAGCAUCUCUUGCAUUGAAUUUGUCGUUGAACAAGGGGGUCUGCCCUCCACAUAACAGUGAUACUACCUCUGUGUCUACUACUGCUGGUGAAUCCGUUGGUAUUAACAGAUCAAAUUGGGACUUAAAUACUACCAUGGAUGCUUGGGAAGAUGCUCGAGGUUGCGCUAGCAUGGGUAAAGCAAAUCUUGCAGUUUUAAUCAGCAAGAGCAGUCCUCGUAACGCCAAGGCAUUGAGUAGUUGUGAUAAAACUGCUAUCGCAAAUCCUGUUUCUGAAGAACAGGAAAAGAUGUGUGUAGGGUUCAGAUUUGAUAUUGCAACUCGUAUGCAGUCUGAUCGUCAAGAUAAUUCCAGAUUUUCACUUAGUCUAGGCCUCAACUCGCAUCCACCUGUUGAGAAUUCUCCUUUAUCAUCUAGAACAGCCCAGACAUGUUCUAGUAAUACAAGUUCUUCUGAGCCAAUGAUCACCGGUAGCGAUGUAAAUCCUGCGAGUCUUAGGAUUGUCAAGUCAGAGCACUCUGAUGAGGUUGUUGGACAAGAAACUGGGAAUGCUAAAAUUUGUCCUGCCAAAUUAUCGCAUAACAGUGUAAAACAGGAACCAGUUGAGAAAUGCAGCCAAGAAACUACUUUGUCAUCUGGCUUUAUGAAGCCUGUGGAUCCUACGUCAAUAAAAUCUGAGCCUAAUAACUGCAUUCAAUCUGAAGUUAUCAACAGGAAAACUGGAACAUUGAAUCAGCCGAAUGAGAUGUGUGAUUUAUCUACUUGUUCUACAUCAAAUCAGAAGGAGAAAAUAAUUCCUUGUUCUACUGGCUACAGAGUACCGGUAUGUUUGAGUGGAAUGACUGUAAAUGCUGGUGGCUUGAACUAUUCUGAAUAUGUAUUGCACGGAAAUUCAGGCCAGAGUAGCAGUGAAGCCCAUGGCAUAUUACACAAGACGUUGAAGCUUACUGAAACCGAUAUGAUCUCCACAUGUUUUGGUCAGGGUGACAGUAUCCGCACUGUGUCUGGUGUGACAGUUGCUUUGUCAGCUGAAGACAAGACUGUAGAUGAUCGCAAGACUUGCAGUUUGAAAGAAAUUCCUUUUAAUUCACACAGAAAAGAUGAAAACUCUCCAAGUGAUGAAGAAAACAUUAAUUUAUCUGGUGAUGUGCAAAAGGAAGACUUUUAUGGUUUCGAUUUUGAGUCUGAUGGUGCUCACGAUAUAUCUAAGGUGGAAAAGAAGCAAGAUGGGAGAAUUAAUGAGGAUGGUAAGGUCCAAAGAUCAGAUGUUUCAGUUGUCUCAGAAGAUAAUUCACCCGCUAAGAAGAGUAAGCUGGAAUAUGCAAUGUGUGGUGGUUCUGAAACUCAAAACAGGGACAUUGCUGUUGUGUUUGGUGACGGCUAUCAAUAUUCCAGCUAUGUUGAUGAAAGAGGAAGUGAAUCUACCGUUAUCGGUGAAACUGCUGAUGAACAUAUCAAAGAAUGUUCAGGUACAUCACUUGAUACUACACUUAAGAAACAUGCUGAUGAUGAUUCAUGUUCGAUGGAAUUAGUUGAGUUGCCAAGCAGCGAAGAAAAGAUUAGGAGGCUUAUUCCAGAACUUCAAAGAAGAGCACUUGAUGAAUCAGGUGAGAAAGAAGGCCAAAUCAUUCAGGAUGGUGAACACUUGUCCUGUCGGGUCACUCACGCAAGUAAAGAAGUAUCUGGAGCAUUUACGGUAUCAAGUUUAAACGUUCAAAUCCCUGAAGUAAUAGACAGGAGUGGUACAGCUUCUAUUGGGGCAGGCUUUUCUACUGGUGAUCCUCUUAAGGAAUUCAGUGGUGGAAGUUUUGAUAAUCGAAUUAUGAACUUGGCUCAUGUUUCUGAUAAAAAUCCGGCUGGACCACUAGAUGCUUCAGGCAGCUUUGGGCCGUCACGUGUGGAAAGAGAAAGAUUGUCUGAUCUUCCAUUUGAAUCGAAGAAAUUUCUCUCACAAGGGAGAGAUGAUGCCUUUCAUGAUGAAUCUUUCAAGUUCUCACGGGAGAGGUACCAUGGCCGGUUCGGGAACCAAAGAUUGAAUUUCACACCUGACAGAAGGAGGUUCUCUGACCGAACAGAAAGCAAUCCGAGGAGUCGGGACUUAGAAAAUUUUGAAUUCGAUAACUAUGGCAGCACUCGUGAGGAUGGUGCUUUUGUCAGGAGUUGUCGUAGAGGGAGAAGGUCAUGGAAUGAUCAAGCAACUUUUUUCUCUCGUUCAUUUUCCAGAAGGCGAUCCCCUGGAAACUCAGAGGAUGCAUUUGCAUUUCAUGAACAUGGAGAUGGCGAGAAAUUUACAAGGGAGAGGGGCUUACCACGCAACAAUACAGACCAUAUGGUGAGGCCUCAUCAUUCAUAUGAAUAUUUGGAUGAUGGCCCUUUCGUUCAAGGGCAAAGAGAUAUUUCUACCAACCACAAAAGAGCUUUUCCUCCGUUUCGUUCACGAUCUCCGACUAGAUCAAGAGCACGGUCUCCUGGUCCUUGCUCAUCUUUUAGUAAUAGAUCUCCAGAUGGAUUUGCUGGGCAUCCAGAUUUGACUCGUCGGAGAUCAUCUCCAAGUUACAGGAUGGAGAGGAUAAGAUCACCAGAUCAUUCUGGUUUUCCAAGAGACAUGAAUUUUAGAAGACCCGGUUCUCCCCGUUAUACAUCGAGACCAUCCAAUGAUUUGAGGGAUGUAGGCUUUGGAAGAGGCCGUGGGUUUUCAAGGUCAUGCACCUCAUACAGGAAUCAGCCUGGUCGUGGUUUUAGAAACCAUGGAAAAUUUAACACCUUGGAUUCACGAGAAAGAGUUGAAUAUGGAGAUGAUACGUAUGAAGGGCCAAGUCAUUUGGAUCGGUUUGGUGUUAACGUGAAUGUCGAGAGAAGAAGGUUUGGUGAUCGACAUGGCGGCCCCCGCUUGUUUAGACCAGCCUUUAAUACAGAUGAUUGCAGGCCCACUAAUAUUGAGAGUGACCCUCAUUCUACGAGGUUUGGACAGGAAGAUGCUACCGACACCAUGGAGGAACGAAGAAACUUAAGAGAAUUUGAUAGACAGAGUAAAAACUUUACUGAGAAUGCAUCUGGAAGAACAAGGAAUGUCGAGGAGAAGGAAGAUGGUGAACAGGUUAAGAAGAGAGCUUGCCAAUAAUUCUGCUACGACCCGGGAGUAACGAACGGCGAGUUUGAUGGUGGAAAGUUCUGUGAUUUUGCAUUAGCCGAUCGAGAUUUAGACAUGUGAUUUUGUUUGAUUAUGAUGGGCUUUCCAGUAACUGGUGAGAGGUUAGGAUUGAAUUUUGCCUGAUGUUACUCGGACCAUCAACACAAAAAGCAAUUUCACAUUCA